AAUUUAUCUAAUUCAAUUAUUCAAAAUCUCACUCCAAAACCCUCGUUCUGAUUUUGUCCGACAAUUGGGAGUGGAGAAAAAUGAGAGGGGUGAGCUCAAUGCUACGUCGUUUGGCAGCCGGAAGAGUCCCUUGCGUCGCCGGUCGAUCGCUUUCUGUCUGCGAGAACCUAAUUAUCUCUUCGGCUGCCGCCGCUUCGUGCUCCUCCCUAAUCCUCGCCGAAGACGGGAUCCGCCCGCUUUUCUUCUCAUCAUCAACGGCGCCUGCAGGCUUCCAGGGCGCUUUCCUGAACCAUUCUCGGAGCUUCUCCUCUUCGCCCUCCACAGAUCCAUCCAAGGUGGUGUCAAUUGAGUCUGAGGAGCAGUUUAACGAUUUACUUCGCAAGGUCCAAGAUGAAUCUUUGCCUGCAAUAUUCUAUUACACUGCUGUUUGGUGUCCCCCAUGUAGAUUAUUAUCCCCCAUAAUUGGACAGCUCGGUGAGAAAUACCCCCAUGUCACUACGUAUAAAAUAGACAUCGAUAAGGAGGAGCUAGGAAAUGCAUUGGGCAGGAUGAACAUCCAGUCCGUGCCCACAUUGCACUUCUUUCAAGGUGGUAAAAAGGCCUCAGAGGUGAUUGGGGCAGAUGUUCAGCUCCUUAAGGAUACCAUGGAGACACUCUACAAAAAGUGAAGGCUUACUUUCGAGUCCACAACAUAUGUACAAUAAUAGGGUGUCGACAUAAGUUCAGCAUAUUUCAUAAUUUAAUUUCGAUUUCUGAGGCAUUUCUUUUAUCAGUUUAUGUAACAGAUGGAAGCUUUAUAUGGCAUUAUGCUUGUUGCUCUAUUCUCAAUCAUCAUGUGCUUGUUUUGGCUUUUACAUGUGAAGCUAUUCUUCAUUUUACCUCUUGCAAAACAAAAACAUUUCUUCUGUCUCGAAAGAAAAC
Messenger RNA from Striga asiatica, 921 nucleotides. The record is from the annotation of a GenBank genome assembly. Lineage: Eukaryota; Viridiplantae; Streptophyta; Magnoliopsida; Lamiales; Orobanchaceae.